GAAGAAGAAGAAGAAAAGAAGAACCAGAUCACACGUGUUCCAAAAUGUCGUCCUGUACUGUUUUGAUCGUGUAGUAAUUUGUGCUAAGAGUUUUAGAUUAUUAAACAGUUUCAGGUUUAUAUUUUCCCAGCGACUUCAUUAGGAGGUAGUUAUAUCUAGGUAGAGAUACACCACAGGACACAAUGGCGCAGAGGAAGAAGAGAUUGUGGAAGAAGAAGAAGCCCUCGGCACACAGAGAGCCAGACGUGGACUCAGAUGGAGGAGAUUUCGAGUUAGCUGCUGAAAUUAAAGACGACGUUGUAUUUGGUAAAAAGCUGCCUCGCUUCCCCACGUCAUCUGAUUGCCUGUCGGAUGUAGAACCGGACACGAGAGAGAUGGUGCGUGCUCAGAACAAGAAAAAGAAAAAGUCUGGAGGCUUUCAGUCCAUGGGUCUCAGUUACCCUGUCUAUAAAGGGAUCAUGAAGAAGGGCUACAAUGUUCCGACCCCUAUCCAAAGAAAAACUAUUCCAGUCAUCUUAGAUGGUAAAGAUAUUGUUGCCAUGGCGAGGACCGGGAGCGGCAAGACGGCUGCGUUCUUGGUGCCCAUGUUCGAGAGGUUGAAGGGACCUCAAGCUCAGACAGGCGCCAGAGCUCUGAUCCUCAGCCCCACGAGAGAGCUGGCACUACAGACCAUGAAGUUCACUAAAGAGCUGGGCAGGUUCACCGGGCUAAAAACGGCACUAAUCCUCGGUGGAGACAGCAUGGACGAUCAAUUUGCCGCUCUACAUGAAAAUCCAGACAUCAUCAUUGGUACUCCUGGCCGUCUGAUGCACGUCAUCAUGGAAAUGAACCUCAAACUGCAGAAAGUGGAGUACGUGGUGUUUGACGAGGCGGAUCGACUGUUUGAAAUGGGUUUCACUGAACAACUGCAGGAGAUCAUCAGACGCCUCCCCGAAACUCGGCAGACCCUGCUGUUCUCCGCCACGCUCCCCAAACUGCUUGUGGAAUUUGCUAGAGCUGGAUUAACAGAUCCAGUCUUGGUCCGUCUAGAUGUCGACAGUAAGCUCAGCCAUCAGUUAAAGCUGUCCUUUUUUCACCUGCGUUUGGAUGACAAGCCUGCACUGUUGCUGUAUCUUCUGCGUAAUGUUGUGAAGCCUCAGGAGCAGACGGUCGUAUUUGUGGCUACCAAACACCACGUGGAGUACCUCAACCAGCUACUGAAUUCACAAGGAAUCGAGUGUGCGUACAUAUACAGCUCUUUAGACCAGACGGCCCGAAAGAUCAACAUUGGUCGCUUUGUCCACCGCAAAGCAAUGGUGCUGCUGGUGACUGAUGUGGCAGCUCGUGGUAUCGACAUCCCACUCCUGGACAACGUCAUCAAUUAUAACUUCCCCUCCAAGGCCAAGCUCUUUCUGCACAGAGUUGGUCGCGUAGCCCGUGCUGGUCGGAGUGGUAGAGCCUUCAGCCUGGUGUGCCCAGACGAAGUGCCCUUUGUUUAUGACCUUCACCUCUUUCUUGGACGACCUUUGCACCUUGCAACCAUUGAUCACUCACAGGAUGCUGACGGAGUGUUGGGCCGUGUCCCACAGAGCAUCUUGGAUGACGAAGAUGCACAAGUUCUUGCGGCUCAUGAGAACUGUCUUGACCUCCAGAACCUCAAACGGAUCUCCGAGAACGCUUACAAGCAGUACCUUAAGUCCCGACCCAACCCCUCACCAGAAUCUAUCAAGCGGGUCAAGACCUCUGAUCUGUCCUCCAUAGCUGUUCACCCACUGCUAGGGUCAGGACUUGAGAAGAUGGAAUUGGAGAGACUGCAGAUAGUCGACUCGAUCAAGGCUUACAAGUCAAAAUCCACUAUAUUUGAGAUCAACUCCAACAACAAAACCAGUGCCAGUGAGGUAAUGAGGACGAAGCGUUCUCGGGACAGCCACCUAGUGGACAAAUUCCAGAGGACAAAAGAAGAGAUGCAAGCCGAGAGUCAGCCGAUCCGUCCAGCUGUUCAAAACUCUGUUACAACACAACUGCACCAAGGGGAGGAAGAGGAGGAGGAGGAGGAGGAUGAUGAUGAUAAAGACCUUCAGGGUGUGUUCUCGAAAGUGGUUGGAGGAAAGAAACGGAACGAGAACGUGGAUGUGUACAGACCCAAGAGCAAAAAGAGCAGGCGGUCGGGUCGAGACGAGGAGUUUUACAUCCCAUACAGACCCAAAGACUUUGAAUCGGAAAGAGGACUCAGCCUUGCAGUAGAAGGCAGCUCGUUUGAACGGCAGGCCUCCACAGCUGCACUGGAUCUGAUGGGUGAUGACAACAGCACCCUGGACCAGCACAAGAAGAUGAUGAGAUGGGAUCGCAAGAGAAAACGCUUCGUCCAUGACACAGGAAAAGAAGACAAAAAGAGCAAAAUCAAAACGGAGAGUGGGCAAGUGGUCAUGGCCAAGAAGUCGAAGAAGAACUUUUAUGAGGAAUGGAAGAAGAAAUACAAGGUGGACAAUGCAGAUGAUUCAGAUGGAGAGGAUGGAGGAGGAAGGGAACCGAAAUUUGGAGGUCGUAGGGGUCGACACGGAGCGGGAUCUCAGCCCCAGAACAAGGAUGGCUCACGGGUUCGUUCGGAGCUGAAGAGCAGCGAACAGAUCCUGAAACAGCGCAAACAGCAGUCCAAGCAGCAAUUCCUGCAAAAAGGUGGCUUGAAGAAGCUGCGUGGCCGAAACAAGCAGCGACUAAACGACGUCAUGAAGUCCGGCUUCGGCCGUGGGCGCUUCAAGAAAGGCAAGAUGAGGAAGAGACUGUAAGAGCUUGCGGGGUCGAAACUCAAGCCAGAAACCCAACAUAGCUUUCAACCUGCCACCAGAUUUAACAAGGACUGGUUCAAAAAACCUUACGGUGAUGUAUUUAGUGGAUAAAGUAGGUCAAAUUGAGUUCACUGACCUGAUUCUCUUAAUUUCACCUUUAUUUUUUUUUUUUCUUUUUUUUUUUUGGCGCAUUUUCAUAAGUUGUGACCAUUUCUGGAAACUGAGACUUCUCUGUAAAAAAAAAAAUUAAAAUAAAUUAAAAGUCUAAACUUGAAGAAAAUCGAGCAAAGUUUGGAAACUGAGAAGACAUGAGAGAACCUCCUCAAGGAAACUUUGUUAACUAUACCAUAACGAUGUUAAAUUUGUUAUAUACAUGUGUAUUUUGAAAUCUGUGACCAUUACAGAUGCAAAUGACAACAAUUAAACAUUUACUGUGUGUUUCCUGA
This is a messenger RNA of Ictalurus punctatus (channel catfish), 3211 nucleotides long. RefSeq names its product DEAD (Asp-Glu-Ala-Asp) box polypeptide 54 (gene ddx54). Gene Ontology annotation, cellular component: nucleus. NCBI's taxonomy places the organism in Eukaryota, Metazoa, Chordata, Actinopteri, Siluriformes, Ictaluridae. Gene Ontology annotation, molecular function: RNA binding; ATP binding; RNA helicase activity. The record is from RefSeq and is a predicted model, not a curated record. The transcript is spliced from 20 exons. The coding region runs from base 183 to 2765 and encodes 860 amino acids.